Messenger RNA from Lytechinus pictus (painted urchin), 3169 nucleotides. RefSeq names its product amine oxidase [flavin-containing] A-like. The coding region runs from base 83 to 1453 and encodes 456 amino acids. The transcript is spliced from 12 exons. Lineage: Eukaryota; Metazoa; Echinodermata; Echinoidea; Temnopleuroida; Toxopneustidae. Gene Ontology annotation, molecular function: oxidoreductase activity. The record is from RefSeq and is a predicted model, not a curated record.
AGACUAACAAAAGCGGAUCGGCUGCUGCAGGUACAGGUUGUAUAGUGCCAUGCAGCUUUCCUUAGAACUCCAUCUUUAGAAAAUGGAAGAGCAGUAUGAUGUCAUCAUUGUUGGUGGAGGUCUUGGAGGGCUGGUGGCCACUCAUCUUCUUCUGAAGGAAAGAAAUAAUCUUAAAAUUCAAGUUUUAGAAACAUCAGAUCAUCUUUGUGGCCCACUAAAGACCAUUGAGCUAGAGGCUGCUAAUGGAAAGGAUUAUUUUGAUAUUGGUGUGUCGAGAGUUGGAAGUGUCCACCCACUGAUGCUUGCAUUACUCCAGGAGCUUGGAAUAGAGACUUACACCCUUGACGAUUUGGGCACCAAACACUGGCAGCUCCCAGAUGGCAAGAUAAAGACAUACGAAGGAGAUAUCCCUCCAGUUGCGUACACAGCUCUGAAUCUGAUAGACUUUGGAUUCUAUUCCAAAAAGAUUGAUAAGCUGGCUAAGAAUCUUGAUUUGAAGUGUCUAGCUGCUACAGAGAACUGUUCUGAAUUGGAUGAUACCACAAUGGACCAGUUUAUUGAGAAGUCAUUGAAAACUCAAGGAGGCAAGGAUAUGGCACGUACCAUGAUCGGAACAUUGUGUGGUCUACCUCCUGAUCAACUUUCUCUUCUCCUCUACUUGUGCAUGAUUCGCAGCUGUGGCAACUGGGACAACCAUAUUGGAGGAGAGGAUAGCGAUCUUCUGUUCAAGGGUGGAUGCCAGCAGCUAGCUGAAAGGUUACAGGAGAAAGUUGGUGAUGACAAGAUUACUACUGGUGAUGGUGUGACUCGAAUUGAACAAUCUGAUGACAUGACGAGAGCCAGAGUUUACACCCAGUCCGGUCGUGAACUGGAAACAAAGUUUGUCAUCUUGACCAUUCCGGGAAGUGACAUCUGUAAGAUAGAGCUUGCCCCACCCCUUGACGUACCCCAUCAGCUUCCUACAGCUGAGUAUGGAGUCCAGUUUGUCAUCACAUACAAGAAGAAUUUCUGGAGAGAGAAAAAGAUGGCCGGAGAGUUUCUCAGCAUGGCGGCAACACUGGGGAGCUUUAAAGACGAGAAGAAAUAUCCCAUUGUCCUUUUUGCUGACUCCACCUCAGCCAAUGGAAACCCAGCCCUGUCAGGCGUCUUUGGUUCCCCAUGCUAUGCCGAGAUGACUAGUGAUGAGAGGAAGCAGAUUGCCGUUGACUUCAUAGCUAGUGUGUUAGGAGAAGAAGCAAGGGAUAUCAUUGAAUACAGAGAUGAGUGCUGGAAUACCGAGUCUGUUACUAUGGAUCCAGGUCUAAAGACAUCAGAGAUUAUGGAUUCUCUAUUGAUACCCCAUGGAUGUAUCCACUUUGCUGGUGAGGAGACUGGAGCUGUUUGGUCAGGGAGCAUGGAGUCCACUGUAGAGGCUUCCAACAGAGUCGUAAAAGAAGUUCUUGGUCUACUCUGAAUGUCAUAAAAAAUGGGCUCUAGUAGUCUUCCAAUCGCAAGUCACAUGGUAACAAAUGGAUCUAUCAUGGACCAAUCACAAGUCACAUGGUGAUUCACUGGAUUCACAAUACUUCAUUUUCUAACUUCGACAUUGCGCGCAGGCGUAGGCAGUGCACAGUGUAAUGUGAAUAUGAUGCUUCAAAAAUGAAAAAAACAAUAUAGGAAAAGCAGAGGAAGAAUUUCCCAUAUGGCAUUGCAAAUUUUGGCAUGUCCGCUGCGUGGCGCACCGUAUCGUAAAUCCACCUAAUUUAUGGUUGAAUGGAUUAAUCAUGUACCAGUCACAUGAUACCAAAUCAUUGAAUUGAUUUAUCACUACUAAUCAAAGGGAAGUCACAUGAUGAUCACAUGAUAACAAAUGGUUGAAUGGACUUAUAACACUCACAAGACAUUCACAUGGUGAGCACAUGGAAACAUGAUUGAAUUGUAAGUAAGUAUCAAACAAUCGUAUGUCACAUGGUAGAACUUUAUAGUAAGCACAUUGAUCACUAGUGUGGAUUGUGAUAGGAAGUAGAAAAAGAGGAGAUCAUUAUUAUCAUAUUGAUCAUGUUAGAUUAUAUUGUUCUUAAGUGAUUCAAUGAUGAUUUGUGAUUAUAACAUGAGGCUGAUGUAUACAUUCUCAGGAUUUUCUUGUUUUCAAUGGUCACAUAAUAUUCAUGUGGUUAUCACAUGAUAGCUUCAUAGUAAACACAUGAAUCAUAUAUAUACAUGUAUGUGGCUUUAUAUAUAUAUAUAUAUAUUUGUGUAUGAUAUCAAAACCAUACAUAUAUUAAAACAAUGCAAUGAUAAAUAUGAAUGGUGAUAACAUUUUUAGUUGAUACCUCUAGAAAUGAUCACUGCUUCUGAACAAACUAUUUAUCUUUUGAAAUUGUAAAAAUUAUGAAUAAAAAAUUUCAUGUGUUUUUCUUUGAUUACAGAGCAAAGUGUUUACAUAUAUGUUUAAAUUUUUUUUUUGCUGAAAUGAUUUUCUUCAGUUGGCAUAAUUCAAUUCCUUACAGGUUAAUUUAGAAUUCAUGUUAAUAACUAUACCCACAGCUAACCAGAGACCAGGGGCGUCGAUCCAUUUUUCAGAUUGGGGGGGGCAAAAUCAUGAAUCAAAUUUCGAAAGGCGCUCAAAAGGGAGUUCUUUUGAGGCUUAGAACUGAAAAUGGGACAUUCUAUUCAGCUAUUUGAUCAUGAAAAGUAUGGGUUUUGCUACAGAAAUGAUGCGAGCGCGAAGCGUGAGCUGAAAAUUUUUCAUAUUCCAAUCUGAAAAGCGGACAUUUUGAGCACGAUUUUAGAUAAAGAACAAGUUGUGUAUUUCAAUCUCGCUUGCUGAUUUCUCUGUAACAUUACAAUCUUAUUUUAUUUUUUGCACAUGCCGAAUUAUUGGGGGGGCAAAACGAUAUGUUUGCCCCCCCAAUAUUUUCAUUGGUGGGGCGGUCGCCCCCCCCCCUGCCCCCCCAGGAUCGACGCCUCUGCCAGAGACGCUAUAAUGUGUGAAAUAGUAUCAGGAGUAGUGAUUCUUUUACACAAAUUUGACAUGCAUUGUGCAAUUGAGGAUCUGUAGCAAUAAUGUUAUUCUAAUAAUCUUUUAUUUUGUAUUAAAAACAUAUUUUGCAACAGCUUAUUUGUACCUAUUAUUGUACUCAUAACUAUUUGUCUUUCUUUUUUGUAUACAUUUAAGCAGCAGUACUAG